GGUUAUCCUGAAAUAUGUCUUGUUUUCCAUGUGUGACGGUUAACUACAUUGUAGGCUUUACUGGACUGAUAGUUUCUGACGCCAUCCCAAUCAACGCAUCUGUGUCUCGUGUCCAAUGUGCUGGGCUGUGUCGGGAGGACUUUAGAUGUAACUCUUUCUUCUAUAACAAACAUGACAGGUACUGUUACCUCUCCUACACCCUUAAGGACCGGGUGUACCAUCGAGGGGAACUGAAAGAAGCAGAUGGCAUCGGCUACUAUCUUAUUGACCAAGCCCGUGGUUGCAAAGCAGACUCUGGAUAUGACUUCUCAAGACUGUCUGACCAAUGCUAUAGGUAUUACACUGAAAAGAAAGAAUGGAAUGCCGCCCAACAGGAAUGUGCCUCUGUCGGUGCUAAUUUGAUUCCUAUCCAUGAUGACAGAUCACGUGACCUGAUGAGAUCUUUAAUAUCUACAGGAGUGGUAUGGAUUGGAUUGAAUGACAUCGCCACGGAACAAGCCUGGGUCUGGGUAGAUGGCUCGGCCUUGACAUCAAACUACUGGAACACAGGGGAACCAUUAUCUAGUCGUAUAAGUAACUGUGUAAGUUACAACCCACACCGCAGCCAGGGUUGGGAUGACGUCAGGUGUAACAACAACUAUCCGUUUGUUUGUAAAUACACACUGUAGUGAAAAGGGCAUGGACAAGCUAAAAUUUUAAGUCUACACGUAUUGUAAAGCAUGCCUCAUUCAGAACAUAUGAAUAUUUGUUGCUUGAAAUAAUCUAAGUGAUCUAACCAUUUAAAGUACAGUGUGUAGACUUCGGUAUUUAUAUUGAUAUACAUGACAUAUAUCUUUCAUUGACAGAGGUUGUUGUCGCUUGAGAAGCUACUUUAAAUUCGAGUAGUUUGUGAAGCUUCAUCGCAAGGGACAAAGUGAAAGUUUCAGCUCAGCAAUUCACAAACCAUUGACAUUUGUAUGUACCUGUUUUGUUAACCUUCCCCAUGAUUAUACAUUAAAAAUAUAUUGAUAAUCUGAAUGAGCCAAUUGUUGAAACCUGUUCAUGAAAUACACUCAUGUUGACAAGAUCAGUAAGUAAACACAUAAUCUUUGUACAAAUAAUUCUGUUCAUUAAAUGAGUAAAUAAGCUUUUAGCAAUAUUACAACAAUAUCAUAGCGACGCCAGAAGUAGGCUUCACACAUUGUACCAAUGAACAUGUAUCUAAUUCACAUGAGAAAGUGAAACAUUUGUAAAUAUUCUCAAAAGUUGAUACCACAGUAAAUACUUUAUCAAGAAGUUUUUUCAAUGCUUUUCUUUUGAUUGUAACAGGUGCUGUACACCGACACCUUUCUGAACUUACAAGGUUUGAAUUACUGAAUUACUGCCUUAGAAAGUUAUUUCUAAUUGAGGAUAUCAAGGGUAUGCAUUUGAAUAGUUGUUAUAUGCUCAUAUUACCGCCACUGAAUCGCGUUGAUCAUAUAUGUUUCCACAAUGUGAAUUUUUGGGUUCAUAUAGGGUUUUUUUCACAUAUGGUGAUAUCUAUGCCAUCAAGGCUCAUAUGACUUUUUAAGGCCCAUCUAUAUCAAUAUUCUCUGCUAUUUCUAGAAACUAAAUAAUUAUAACACGGCGUUCGGCGACGGCCAUGUGUGCUCGAUUUGGGUGAUCUAGUCUGCACACUCUGCCUUGAGUGUGUGUUCAUGAGCCAAUUAACUGGAUACAUUUUUGCCCAUGAAAUGCUUGGAUGACGUGCCUGUCUCAUUCCAAAAUGCUGAUCAUAUGAUCUCCAAACAAUCCCAUCAUGCUGUUGUGCUGCCCACCUAAAUGUUAUGCAUAUACUUAAUCAGAUCUUGGUGCUUUUCAGGCAUCCUUUCCAGAUUCUUCAAUUGUGCUAACGUUGGCAAAGAACGUUUUCAUAACCUCAAUACCACCCCUGCUAUUCAUUGUAACCAAUAUUACUGAAAUCAAGGCAUUCUGAAUUCCAGAUUCUUACUUUCAGUGAUUGUUGCAAUGUGAGUAAAUGAGUUAAAGUUUAACGUCGCAUCGGCAUUAUUGGAGCCAUAUAGCGACGGGACGAAGUUAACAUUCACAACUGAGUUAUUACCGACAGUUACCAAAGCAAGCCAACCUCGCUGGGGAAAAUGAGGACUCAUGGUACCUCGGCUUCCUGCAUGAUACCCCAGCUACUGGUGGUUGUCCUGGACAGAGAAUUCAAUAAUGUAAGUUGAUUAUAGCAUCACAAUCAAUUUAAAAGCAAGCGUUUAAUUAUUUACAUUAUUCAGACCUAUUUCUUUCAAGUAAAUCAAGAUGAGAUGCCCGCUUACACGGGAAAAGAGAUCUUUCAGAUUUACGCUUUGAUAAUGUGGUUGAUGGUGAACCUUUCAUCACAAGGGAUACCUUAAGGAAGUUCGUCCUCAUCUGUCUUCAGCAUAUAUUCGUAGGUAAACCGACUGCAAAACGACCUCAUCAUGUCUUGACUGACAACCUAAGUAUGUAUGACCGAUUGUUGGUUUUAAUUCGUGAAGUUUAUUGCUUCCUACCGCGGUGUCCAACCUCUGUUGCAUGAUAUCCCGAGUAUAACUCUUGAUGGUUGGUUUGAAAUCACUGUACGGGAUAAGUAGUGGAUAUAAUGGUUUGUCAAGAGCAGCUUUAGCUGCAGCAUAGACUUUUGAGUUACCUGUUAUGCCUACAUGACUUGGUAACCAGCAUAAGACGAUGUCAUAUUGGCCAGUAGAAUGAUCAUUAUAUAGAUCUAAAAUGUCUAGGAUAACAGGAUGAUUUGAGGACACACUUUUAAGUGCGUGAAGGCAUGGCAAUAAAUUGGAGAAGAUGAUGAAAGUUUUUGAUUGGUUUUGUUGUUGAAUGUAGGUCAUAGCUGUUAAGAUAGCUUCUGCCUCAGCAGUGAAGAUUGAACUAUUACCUGGGAUUCUUGAGGAGACAGUUCUGGCUCCAGUUAUGGUGGCACUUGCAACUUUGCCACCACCAUUGGACUCUUCUGUAAAAGUGGAUCUGGGAGGCUUGUAUUUUGUUCGUAAUUAGUUAUAUGAUUGCUGAUGAACCAAAGGCUUUGUUUCGGACUUUGAUCUGGGUGAGGGUAAGGUCUACCUCUGACUUCACCAUCUGCCAGGGAGAAGACGGACAACGGUCAAGUGAUUUAAUAUUUAGAUCUAUUUCAGCUGCAGUGAUGUGUGGUAGAAUUUUGAUUCCAAGUGGUGGAAUCAAGUUGGACAGAUUUCGAUACAGGUGUUCACAUUGAGGCUGGAAAACACAAUUGUAUGCUGGAUUUGAUUUAUUUGAAUGCAAUUUAGUAAUGUAUUGCAGUGAAAAUUUAAUGCGGCACUGUUCGAGUUAAGGUUCAUCAGACCCGUGAAGAGUCCAG
Molecule: messenger RNA, 3355 nt
Organism: Haliotis rufescens (red abalone)
Lineage: Eukaryota; Metazoa; Mollusca; Gastropoda; Lepetellida; Haliotidae
Product: C-type lectin lectoxin-Thr1-like
Exons: 3
Coding region: 15-668 (217 amino acids)
Source: RefSeq, a predicted model, not a curated record